Messenger RNA from Leucoraja erinaceus (little skate), 2535 nucleotides. RefSeq names its product C-X-C chemokine receptor type 2-like. Gene Ontology annotation, biological process: immune response; neutrophil chemotaxis; G protein-coupled receptor signaling pathway. NCBI's taxonomy places the organism in Eukaryota, Metazoa, Chordata, Chondrichthyes, Rajiformes, Rajidae. Gene Ontology annotation, molecular function: C-X-C chemokine receptor activity. Gene Ontology annotation, cellular component: membrane. The record is from RefSeq and is a predicted model, not a curated record. The transcript has a single exon. Bases 633 to 1673 code for a protein of 346 amino acids.
UGCCGAACCUGGAAAGACUGCUUGGGUCCUUGGAUGGAGUCAAGGGGGGCUGUAAAGCGACAAGUGUAGCAUUUCCUGCGGUUGCAAGGGAAAGUGCCUGGGGAGGGGAUGGUUUGGGUGGGAAGGGACAAAUUGACCAGGGAGUUACGGAGGGUGCGGUCUCUGCGGAAAGCAGACGGGAGGAGAUGGGAAGAUGUGGCCAGUGGUGGGAUCCCAUUGGAGGUGGCGAAAAUGUCGGAGGAUUAUCUGUUGUACGUGAUGGCUGGUAGGGUGGAAGGUGAGGACAAGGGGGACCCUGCCCUUGUUACGCGUAGGGGGGAUGGGGAGUGAGAGCAGAGUCACGGGGUAUAGAAGUGACCCUGGUGAGAGCCUCAUCUAUAGUAGAAGAGGGGAACCCCCCUUCCCUAAAGAAUGAUGACAUCUCCGAUGCCCUGGUGUAGAACACCUCACCUGGGUGCAGAUGCGGCGUAGACAGAGGAAUUGGGAGUAGGGGAUAGAGUCCUUACAGGAAGCAGGGUGGGAAGAUGUGUGGUCCAGAUAGCCAUGGGAGUCAGUGGGUUUGUUAAACAUUCUUAUACUUUGUUAAACUUUCUUAAAUAUCUCAUUUGCGAAUCUAUUUUUCGUUCCAGAAAAUGUCUUUCCCGUUGUCCACAAACGGAACUGAAGAAACACCCUUCAUUAUCGAUCCGGACACAAGUCCAUGUGUAAGAAGAGAGUUUGUGACCAUGAAGACCAUCACGGCGGUGGUCUACAGCCUGGUGUGUCUCUUGGCCGUGACGGGGAAUGUACUGGUGUUGGUGGUCAUCCUUCACAACCGCCGCUCCAUCUCAUCCACGGACGUCUACCUGCUCCAUCUGGCCACGGCCGACCUGCUCUUUGCCCUCACCCUGCCCUUCUGGGCAGUGGACGCCGUGUCUCCCUGGGUGUUUGGUGACGCCAUGUGUAAGGUGAUCAGUAUGUUGCAGGAGGUGAACUUUUACAGUGGCAUCCUCCUGCUGGCCUGCAUCAGCGUGGACCGCUACCUGGCCAUUGUCCGCUCUGUCCAGUCGCACGGCCACAAGAGACCGUGGAUGGUCAAACUGGUGUGUGCCAUCGUCUGGCUCGUGGCCCUGCUCCUGUCCUCGCCCGUCCUCUACAAUGAAGUGUUCUACGACAAUGAAGUUAACCGGUCCGUCUGUAACGAGGAACACGACGGUGAUUUUGACAAACCGUGGAAACUGGGCAUCAAAGUUUGUCGCCUGGUCAUCGGCUUCCUCGUGCCGCUGGCCACCAUGGUCUUCUGCUACUCCGUCACUGUGUGGAAACUGUGCCAGACCAAGGGCUUCCAGAAACAGAAAGCCAUGAAGGUCAUCAUCGCGGUGGUGCUGGCCUUCCUGGCGUGCUGGCUGCCCUACCAUCUAACCAUGGUUGUGGACAUGCUGGUGAGAGUUGAACGCAUCGACGUCUCCUGCAUCCAACGUGACCACUUGGACAGGGCCGUGCUGGCCACCCAGUGCUUGGCCUUUCUUCACAGCUGCAUCAACCCAAUCCUCUACGCCUUCAUCGGGGUGAAGUUCAGGAGCAACCUGGUCAAACUCCUGGCUCAUAAAGGCCUCAUAAAGAGAAGCGAAGAAUCCCAAUUCAAUAAAUCACGCUCAUCCUCAGUCGCUGGGCAGACAUCCACCACCAUUUAGACAGCUCCCCACCCCACUACCCUCCCCCCAACCCAACCCCUCCUCCACCACCCCACCCCUUCCCAACAAAAGACACAAAUUGCUGGAGCAACUCAGCAUCUCUGGAGCACAUGGAUUGGCGAGGUAUCAUGUCCUUGGAGCAGAAAUUAGACCAUUCAGCCCAUCAAGUCCACUCUGCCAUUUGGUCAUGGCUGAUCGAUCUCUCCCUCCUUACCCCAUUCUCCUGCCUUCUCCCCAUAACAAGACACCCGCACUAAUCAAGAAUCUAUCUAUCUCUGCCUUAAAAACACCCAUUAAUAUCUGCAGUUCCUUCCUACUAGAAUUUCUGGCAAGUCUCCAGUGACUUCUACUGAGCUCCGCAGAAUCACCAUAUUGGGAUGUGUCCAAUCUGAAUGUGGCACCCAGAGUGAUACAGCAUGGAAACAGGCCCUUCGGCCCAACUUGCCCACACCGACCUACAUGGCCAAUAUACAAGGCCCGUGUUUGGCCUAGAUCCCUCCAAACCGGUCCUAUCCAUGUACCAGUCUAAAUAUCUCUUAAACGUUGUGAUAGUCCCCCCUCAUCUACCUUUUCCAGCAGCUCGUUCCAGGCACCCACCACCCUUUGUGUAAAAAGGUUGCCCCUCAGGUUCCUAUUAAAUCUUUCCCACACCUUAACCUUAUGUCCUCUGGUUUUUGAUUCCCCUACUGGGCAAAAGAUUAUCUCAUUCUCCUCUCUCUAUCCCCCUCAUCAUACUCAAUUCUAUAAGAUCACCCCUCAUCCUCCUGUGCUCCAAGGAAUAAAGUCCUAGCCUGCCUAACCUCUCUCGAAAACAGUUCAGGUUCUUGAGUCCUGGGAAUAUGCCUGUAAAUGAAAGUGUCCA